Messenger RNA from Beta vulgaris subsp. vulgaris (sugar beet), 3271 nucleotides. Its product is annotated as zinc finger CCCH domain-containing protein 5. The record is from RefSeq and is a predicted model, not a curated record. Gene Ontology annotation, biological process: mRNA splicing, via spliceosome. Gene Ontology annotation, cellular component: U2AF complex; spliceosomal complex. The transcript has 9 exons. Bases 200 to 2938 code for a protein of 912 amino acids. Lineage: Eukaryota; Viridiplantae; Streptophyta; Magnoliopsida; Caryophyllales; Amaranthaceae. Gene Ontology annotation, molecular function: metal ion binding; pre-mRNA 3'-splice site binding.
GACAUGCGUAUGUACUAAUGGGCUACUCGUGCAUCUCUAGUCCCGGGAACUUUAGGAUUUUUAGGAAAAUAUAGCAUCACCCGGAGAUAUAAUAGAACUACAGGGGUUUUAGUUUUUAGGUCUCUUACAAAUUACUCCAGAACUACAAAAUUCAUCAUUAAUCCAUGAACACUUUUAUCGAUUCACAAGAACAAAUUCAAUGGCGAUGAUGAAAGACAAUCAGCAGGAGAUGGAGAAAGAAAUCCAUAACAAUACGAUCAUGAAAUCGGCGUCAAACGACAAUCACAACAACAAAGACGACAACAGUAGUAGUAUAACGGCGAUGAGUCGGAAGGAGAAGAAGAAGGCAUUGAAGAAGAUGAAAAGGAAGCAAAUAAGGAGAGAGAUUGCGAUGAAGGAGAGAGAACUCGAAGAAGCUCUAUUGAACGAUCCUGAAGAGGAGAUGAAAUUGCUGCGGUUAGAGGAAGAGGAGAGAGAGAGAAUGGCGAAGGAUCGCAUGGAGUUUGAGGAGAGAGAGAGAUUGUUUCUUCAAGCAUUAGAGUUGAAGAAGAAACAACAGGAAGAAGAAGAAGAGCAUCGCAAAGUCCUUGAACAAUCGGUUAAAAAUGAGAAUGCUAAUGAGGUGAAUGAUGACGAUGAUGGUUGGGAGUAUGUAGAAGAAGGACCAGCAGAAAUAAUAUGGAAAGGAAACGAGAUUAUUGUUAAGAAGAAAAAAAUCAGAGUGCCCAAGAAAACUCCUGAUAUUCAAACAGAAAAACAGGGAAGUGAAAGACCAAUAUCAAAUCCUCUUGCUCCCCAGUCUGAAGCCUUUGAUGAUUAUAGGAGUGCACAAGAGGUUCUGGAAAGUGUUGCACAACAAGUUCCUAACUUUGGAACUGAGCAGGAUAAAGCGCAUUGCCCCUUCCAUCUUAAAACUGGCGUUUGCCGCUUUGGAGCACGGUGUAGCAGAGUUCACUUCUAUCCAGAUAAAGCUUGUACAUUACUGAUAAAGAAUAUGUACAGCGGGCCUGGCCUUGCUUGGGAGCAGGAUGAAGGGCUUGAGCAUACAGAUGAGGAGGUUGAGCGAAGCUUCGAAGACUUCUAUGAGGAUGUUCACACUGAAUUUUUGAAGUUUGGAGAAAUUGUAAACUUUAAGGUGUGCAAAAAUGGCUCUUCCCAUUUGCGGGGUAAUGUCUAUGUGCAAUACAAGUCAUUGGAAUCGGCUGUACUUGCAUACCAAUCAAAUAAUGGUCGGUAUUUUGCUGGGAAACAGUUAACGUGUGAAUAUGUCAAUCUGACGCGAUGGAGGAUUGCUAUCUGUGGGGAGUUUAUGAAGUCAAGGUUCAAGACUUGUUCUCGGGGAUCAGCUUGCAACUUUAUCCAUUGUUUCCGAAAUCCUGGUGCGGACUAUGAAUGGGCUGACUGGGACAAACCAGCCCCUAGGUACUGGCUGAAGAAGAUGGCUGCUUUAUUUGGAUAUACUGGCGAUGGAUUUGCAAAUGAAGUUAGUCCAGGUAGCUAUCGCUCAAGGAGAUCGAGGUCCAUGGAGUUAGACAGCCCUCACAGAAAAAGCUUUUCUGAUGAGGAUGAUAGUCACAGGAGAAGGCAUCUCAGGAGGCAUAGAGGUGAUGCCAGAGAGACCAGAAAUCUUGAUAAGGAGAGACGAGAAGAAAAUAAAAACUAUCAAGAUUACCAUCGGAUCAAGCACAGAGAAAUUGAUGAUGUGUAUGUAUCAGAGGGGAGCACUGAUGAUCAGAGAUCUCUUGAUGGCAUGAAGAGAAGCUCGAAAAAGAGGCGAGGGGAACCAAAUUCAACAAGACAAGAAGAUGGCAAGAGUAGAAAAGCUGAAGCUACUACUGCCUAUUAUAAGUCUGCAGAUGGAGGAGAAAGUAACAGAUACGAUCACCAUAAACGUAGAAGCUCAAGUAGACAGAAGAGAGUUGUAGAGUCGGUUAUUGAGCAUUGCCACACGAGAGUUGAUAAUAUUGAUCUGGGGGAGAGUUCUUAUCAGGGAAAAAAAAGGCGGUCUCAGAAGAAUGUGAGAAGUUCACGGCUAAAUAAUCAGUCAGGGUUCACAGACACGGAUAGUGAUAGAGACGAGGAUAGACGCCAUAGACAUAGUAAACGGCAUUCAAGAGAGAUGAAAAAUGACUCAGAAUCAUCAGGCAUUACUUUUGAUGGUGAUAGGCUUGGCAGGCAUGGCAAAAGGCCUGAAAAGAGUAGAAGAAGAAGUUCUGGCUCCAAGAAAGAGUCAGACCUUGCAGAUUCAAAGAAAAAGAGAGAACAAAUUGGUGAGGAAAAGAAACAUCAUGGACGCAGGAGAAGUGAGAAGCACCAUAUCAAGGAGUAUGGCUUGUCAAAUGAUGAUUCUAAUACAUAUAGGCGCUCCAGGGAUCGAGAUGGACCUAUUCCUGGUGAAAAGAGCAAAGGCGAUGCAGGCAAUUUUAGAACUGAUGACAGGUGCAGAAGUUCUCAUGCUGAUGUGGACCAUAAUCACUCUGAGCAGGACAAUACAAAUGAUAAGUACCGUGAAGCUAGUGAUCGAACUGAAGUUUUGCAUAAUUCUGAUGUUGAAGGAGGGAUUUCAUGUAGAUUUAGUGACUGGGACAAGGGCCAUGAUUCAAAUAAUGGAGAGAUGGUAUCUGAAAGGGACCCGGAAAUAUGUGACAUUGAAAGCGAUGAGGAGGCUACUGCAUCUGAAAAGGCGGGGACUUGUUUCGUGAAUACCAGCUGUCAGGACUUCAACGGUGAGGAAGAGGCUGAGCUUGAAAAGGCUUGCCGUCAUGCUGCUUUAAAGAAGCUGGAAGAGAUUAGAAAACACAAGGAUAAUACUCUGGCUGCUCAUAGUAGGGAGCCUGUUGAAAGUUCGAGAUGCACCCAUGAAAAUUUAGUUGUCCAAGGUUCAGAGGUCAGUAAACUGGAAACAGACGUUGCUUCUAUAAAGAGGAAGAGGAUUUAAUUAAGAUGAAGUAAGAGGUCAGUAUCUUUUCAAGUAGCUAUCUAAUUUGUGCCCGUGUUUUGUAAUUCAAAUCUUUAGGGUGAUCCAGUGCUGAGCCUAGUACGCAAUGUUGCUAAUGUAUCUAGAAAUAGGAAUAGGAAUAGGUUUUUCCAUUGCCGUCAGAUGCUUGUCGUCCGUAUGCUCCUUCAUCUUGCAGAAUUGAUGUAUCCACACUCUUCGGAUGUAUGAGUUGAUCUAAGGGCUGUUUUGUCUGUACCUAUGUCUUAUAGAUGGUUGUUUGAAAAAUGCUCCAUCCUUUUGGGACGUAUAAUCCUCUUUCUCAUACUACAUUGA